Erpetoichthys calabaricus (reedfish) is the source of this 3296-nucleotide messenger RNA. RefSeq names its product RAD54 like (gene rad54l). The coding region runs from base 379 to 2667 and encodes 762 amino acids. Lineage: Eukaryota; Metazoa; Chordata; Cladistia; Polypteriformes; Polypteridae. The transcript is spliced from 19 exons. Gene Ontology annotation, cellular component: nucleus. Gene Ontology annotation, biological process: double-strand break repair via synthesis-dependent strand annealing; reciprocal meiotic recombination. Gene Ontology annotation, molecular function: DNA translocase activity; ATP-dependent chromatin remodeler activity; ATP binding. The record is from RefSeq and is a predicted model, not a curated record.
CCGACACUGCUGCGCGCUAUUUUCAACUAGAGGAAGCAUCUGUGCUUACAUCAUAUUAGAAGGCACAAGUGAUUAAUCUAAACGCAAAAAUCAUAUUUGGAACCGAACUGAGUACUAUCUGUCCAGCUACGAGAAGUAUUUUUUUGGCGAAUCCAAGACAAAAUGUGCCAAAUGAAAAACGUCUUACCGGGGGAUUUAAUAGUUUUAACCAAAUAAACGGGUAUAAACAUCACCGCACUGCAUCAGGACGCCUGAAGACACAGAGAUUUAGUUCAUCAAUCACACCACUGCCAUCUGUAAUCAAGUACAGUAUUUUAUUACCUCAUAAAAAAGGAAAGCAUUCAAUGAGUGUAAAGCGUGGACAUAGUGAACAAAAAAAUGAGGAGAAGCCUUGCUCCAAGUCAGAUUGCCAAAAGAAAACAGGGAGACUCUUCAGGGGAUGAAGACUGGCAUCCUGACUCUACACCUAAAAGGAAGAAAGUUACAUUAGAAGAAGGAAGAGAAAACUAUGUGUCUCCAUUUCGAAGGCCUCUUACACAGCUUACAAAUCGACCUGUUUGUAUUGACAGCAGCAAACAUGAAGCCUUUAUUCGGAGUAUUUUGUCAAAGCCAUUUAAAAUUCCAAUUCCAAACUACACUGGUUCGCUUAGUGCAAGGGCAUUAGGAUUAAAACGUGCUGGUAUAAGAAAAGCACUACAUGACCCAUUUGAAGAAGGUGCACUUAUUCUUUAUGAGCCUCCAGUUCUUACUGCCCAUGAAAUAAUCAAAGCAGACAAAGAUAAGCUGCCUGUACAUGUAGUUGUUGAUCCAGUAUUAUGCAAAGUCUUGAGGCCGCAUCAAAGAGAGGGUGUUAAGUUCCUGUGGGAGUGUGUAACUGGGAGGAGGAUCCCUCAAAGUUAUGGAUGUAUCAUGGCAGAUGAAAUGGGGCUUGGCAAAACUCUGCAGUGUAUUACCCUUAUGUGGACUCUUCUUCGGCAAAGUCCAGAUGCUAAACCUGAGUUUGAUAAAGCCAUUGUGGUGGCACCUUCAAGCUUAGUGAGAAACUGGUACAAUGAGGUGGAGAAGUGGUUAGGUGGAAGACUGCAUCCACUGGCUAUUGAUGGGGGUUCUAAAGAAGAUAUUGACAAGAAGUUGUCGGGAUUCAUGUCUCAGCAUGGGCUCAGAGUGCCUACUCCUAUCCUAAUCAUUUCUUAUGAGACUUUCCGGCUUCAUGCAGACAUCCUGCACAAGGGAAGUGUAGGACUUGUUAUCUGUGACGAGGGUCACAGACUGAAGAAUUCAGAGAACCAGACUUACCAGGCUUUGAAUACUAUGAAUGCACAGCGACGUGUUCUUAUAUCGGGCACUCCAAUUCAGAAUGAUUUGCUGGAAUACUUCAGUCUAGUACAUUUUGUAAAUGCUGGCAUCCUAGGAACAGCUGCAGAGUUUAAAAAAAGAUUUGAAAUUCCCAUCCUGAAAGGCCGUGAUGCAGAUGCCAGGGACAAAGAUAGACAAUAUGGAGAGGAGAAACUUCAGGAACUUAUAGCAAUUGUUAACAGGUGUUUAAUCAGAAGGACAUCGGAUAUCCUUUCAAAAUACCUCCCUGUUAAAAUUGAACAAGUGGUUUGCUGCAGACUGACUCCAUUACAGACUGAACUUUAUAAAUGCUUUUUGAGACAGGCCAAACCAGUUGAGGAGCUACAGCGAGGCAAUAUUAAUGUGUCAUCUUUGUCCUCAAUAACAUCCUUAAAAAAGCUGUGCAAUCAUCCAUCUCUGAUAUAUGACAAAUGUGUUGAAGGAGAAGAUGGCUUUAAAGGAGCAGUAGACUUAUUUCCUCCUGGCUAUAGCACUAAAUCAGUUGAACCACAGCUAUCGGGUAAAAUGCUUGUUCUGGACUAUAUCCUGGCAAUUACGAGAAGCACGACUAGUGAUAAGGUGGUGUUAGUGUCUAAUUACACUCAAACAUUGGACCUUUUUGAAAAAUUGUGUAGAACUCGAAGGUACUUGUAUGUUCGACUAGAUGGUACCAUGUCUAUAAAGAAGAGGGCAAAAAUUGUGGAGAAAUUUAAUAAUCCUUCUAGCCCUGAAUUUAUUUUCAUGUUGAGCAGCAAGGCUGGUGGGUGUGGGUUAAACCUGAUAGGUGCGAAUCGCCUGGUUAUGUUUGAUCCAGACUGGAAUCCAGCUAAUGAUGAACAGGCGAUGGCUCGUGUGUGGAGAGAUGGGCAAAAAAAGACAUGUUAUAUUUACAGAUUGCUUUCGACUGGGACAAUUGAAGAAAAGAUUCUUCAGCGGCAGGCCCAUAAAAAAGCUCUAAGCAGCUGUGUGGUAGACGAAGAGCAGGAUGUGGAGCGCCAUUUCUCGCUAGGAGAACUAAGAGAACUGUUUUUGCUUAAUGAAGACACUGUCAGUGAUACACAUACCCGAUUCCGCUGUCGUCGCUGUGUGAAUGGUCAUCAGGUCCGACCUCCUCCAGAAGAUUCAGACUGUACAUCUGAUUUGUCACAGUGGCACCAUUGUGCUGAUAAACGAGGACUCAAAGACAGUGUUCUGCAGGCAUCAUGGGAUGCAGCUGUUUCAUUUGUUUUUCACAAUCGUUCACAUGAGGAUCAAAGGGUUUGUAGCAUAACAAUGUGUCCUUUUCACAUGCACCUUCAACAUUCAAGUUUCCUAUCAAGUACAUUUAAAUAAAUAAGUAAAUUGUUGCAUUUGUUAAAUCAACAAUAUCUGACUGUUUUGAAAUAACUGCAUUCUUCCUAUAAUGGACCAUAAUAUAACAUAUACUGUAUGACCCCAUAGUUUUGUUUCCAUUGAUGCUAGAAGGAUCUGCUUUGUAAGAUAAAAACAUAUUUAAAUUAGAUUUGAACUACUCAAAUGUAUAUUUGUAAAUAUUUUCUUGUACACAUUGCUAUAGCAAUGCAAGUUAAAUUAUGUCUUUCAUAGUACUGAUCUAAUUGUAAUAUCUAAUAAUGCUGUAUUGUACUGUACAUAAUGGUCCUACCACCUAAGGCAGAUGGUUUUAAAUUACAAUGCUAAAUACUUAUAUUUACUCUCACUACAAAUUUUUAAAAUAUAUAAUUUCAUUACUGCAAUACUAAUUCCAAUGUAUAUUAAAAUACAGGUUUGGAAAAAUCUUUUGGCUAUACAGUACACAUUUCACUUUAACACUAUUAUGAACUAUACUCACCUUCCAGUAAAGCAAGCUUGAAGUGCUUGUUCUUUUCUAAUUACAUGACUUACCAACUUUGAUGUGAAACUUUAGGAAUGAGAUACUGACAAACAAUGGAACAAAAUGUUCUUGUGUUGUGUCAAGAAAUGGG